AUGAAAGAACUGAAUCCUACAGAUCCCAUUGGGCAAAACCUAAUUAAGCUGAUAAGCAAUGUGUGUUUCUCAGUAUUUGUUUUCUCAGUCCUUAUAUUUACUGUGAUUGCAAUCACAUACCAACCCCCGGAUCCGUGGGAGUCCUCUCGAGCUCUGACCAAGGUUUUCACGGAGGUAGAAAAUGCCACUUUCAAAACGGAUUCUUCCAUCCUUAAAACUGGCGAGGACAUUGCCACUGCGCCAGUGGCAUCGCCUAUAGGAUCACUGGUCCCGAUUACUGAAGCUUCAAUUGAGAAAUCUGAGGAGGAACUUGAGAAAAACCUGACCUUGAAAUCAGGUUGUGAAGAUUUGCAUGUGAUCAAUUGUUCAGACCCUAAGGUUUUAAUUGCAAUCCAGAGGUUCAAUUUGAGGACUUUUAAGUCAAUAGCUUUUUUGGAUUAUCAAACACCAGUCAAUGGAUCGAAGCCUGAUGAAUGUGAUGUGGCGUGGAGGUUCAGGAACAAGAAAGAGAGGUCUUGGAGAAAGUAUAGGGAUUUCCGGAGGUUUAAGAUGGGCUUUAACGAUGAUUGUAGUUACAAGGUGAUUCAUCCAGGGCGAUGGCAUUCUGGUUUGAAUGCCCGCCGUCCUAGGAGUCGAAUUAAUGCCACCGGUAAUGGUCAAAAGGCAAAAAUUGCUCCAUCAGUGCGGGACAAUGAGAUCAAUGAUACGAUUCCUGUGAUGGGAUCAGAUUCGGCAUUUAGAAGGGGGAAGUACUUGUACUAUUCACGAGGAGGAGACUAUUGUAAAGGAAUGAAUCAUUAUCUUUGGAGCUUCUUGUGUGCCCUUGGUGAGGCCCAGUAUUUGAAUCGUACAUUUGUUAUGGAUUUGAGUAUUUGUCUAGCAUCAACUUAUACACAGACCAACAAGGAUGAGGAAGGAAAAGAUUUUAGAUUCUAUUUUGAUUUCGAGCAUUUGAAAGAAGUGUCUUCAAUUGUGGAUGAAGGGGAUUUCCUCGGAGAUUGGAAGAGAUGGGACAAGACCCAUAAAGCAAAAAUUCCAGUUAGAAAGGUUGCAAACUAUAAGGUGACACCAAUGCAACUAAGGAAAGAUAAAAGCUCGAUCAUAUGGAGGCAAUUUGACGCUCCUGAGCCAGAAAACUAUUGGUACAGGGUUUGUGAAGGUCCGGCAGCUAAAUAUAUUGAGAGGCCGUGGCAUGCGAUUUGGAAAUCAAAGAGAUUAAUGAACAUAGUUUCUGCUAUUAGUGGGAGCAUGGACUGGGAUUUUGAUGCAGUUCACGUGGUACGAGGGGAUAAAUCACAGAAUAAGGCGCUAUGGCCUAAUUUGGAUGCUGAUACAUCACCUGAUGCUCUUGUUACUAAGCUUCAAGGGAUGAUUGAACCUUGGAGAAAUGUGUACAUUGCUACCAAUGAACCAUUCUACAAUUACUUCGAUAAGCUGAGAUCUCAUUACAAAAUUCAUUUGCUUGAUGAUUACAAGUAUUUGUGGGGAAAUACGAGUGAGUGGUACAAUGAGACGACACUUCUGAAUGGUGGUCGCCCUGUUGGGUUUGAUGGUUACAUGAGAGUUGAAGUGGAUACUGAGGUCCUUUAUAGAGCAAAGACACGGGUAGAGACGUUCUACAACUUAACUAGAGAUUGCAAAGACGGAAUCAAUAUGUGCUCAACAGGUUAA
Messenger RNA from Fraxinus pennsylvanica, 1671 nucleotides. The record is from the annotation of a GenBank genome assembly. NCBI's taxonomy places the organism in Eukaryota, Viridiplantae, Streptophyta, Magnoliopsida, Lamiales, Oleaceae.